CCGACUGAUGUGAAAAUUUUCUUAAACAUUACAAAUGUGAUAAUAUUGUGUGAAUAUUACAUAGAAACCGAAGAAUACAGGAUCAACAUAAUAUUAAUAAGUACCUUUCUUUUAAGAUAGCUUUAAGAAAGUAAGAGUAAUGCAAUCGUAGUAUUCAUCUCUUGCUGAUCGUCAAAUAGCUUUCGAUCGUAUUUUCGCACGUCCUAUUACAAACAAUUACAAGUUUUUGCAGCGAGUUAGCUGUUCCCAAUAUUGGAAAUAGUGUAAGAAGUGUAAAAGUGUAGUGGUGCAUCGUGGUGCAGUGCAGUGGUGUCGGUCGAAAUGUAUCAGUGAGGACGGCGAGUGCCGAGCGAGGGUUCCCGGGUGUCAUGUUGGAGACGCGGUCGGUGCGUACCGCUGACUCGGUGUGGGCGAACAAGCCGCUGCCGGCGCCUCACGCCAUGGCCAACUCCAGGCACGGGAAAAACACCCAGGACGACGUGUGCUACGUAGUGGCGAAGUACGAUUAUGCAGCCCAAGGAGCUCAGGAGCUGGACCUGCGGAAGAACGAGCGUUAUCUUCUUCUCGAUGAUUCCAAGCACUGGUGGCGCGUGCAGAACGCUCGCAGCCAGUCCGGCUAUGUGCCCAGCAACUAUGUAAAGAAAGAGAAACCUUCGCUUUUCGACAGUAUCAAGAAGAAGGUGAAGAAGGGCUCGGGCUCGAAGACGCUGCCGUCCAACAGCUCGCCCGUGCGCGGCGCGGGGCCCGAGUCGCCGGGCGCGCGGCGCGCCGAGCCGGCCGACGCGCUGGGCACGGCCGUCGUCAAGUACAACUACCAGGCGCAGCAGCCCGACGAGCUGUCGCUCACCAAGGGCACGCGCAUCCUCAUCCUCGAGAAGAGCAACGACGGCUGGUGGCGGGGGCAGUACCAGGGACACGCGGGAUGGUUUCCGUCGAACUACACGAGCGAGGAGGGCGACAACGAGGACACCGUGCACACGUACGCCAUGGCGGAGAACGUUUUGGAUAUUGUUCAUGCACCGUCAUUCCAGGUCGCACUGUACUCGUUCACGUCGAACAACGAGCAGGAGCUGUCGUUCGAGAAGGGCGACCGCCUGGAGAUCAUCGAGCGACCGCCGUCCGACCCCGAGUGGUACCGAGCGAGGGAUAACCGCGGACAGAUCGGCCUCGUGCCCCGCAACUACCUGCAGGAGCUCGCCGACUACCUAACGCAGCCCUACAGCGAGGCGGGCGAGGGCGGCGGCGCGGCGGGGCGCGCGUGGUACUACGGCGCCAUCACGCGCACGCACUGCGACGCGCUGCUCAACCAGCACGGCCACGACGGGGACUUCCUCAUCCGGGACUCCGAGACCAAUGUUGGAGAUUUCUCCGUAUCUCUGAAGGCGCCCGGUCGCAACAAGCACUUCCGAGUGCAAGUGGAGGGCAACCUGUACUGCAUCGGACAGCGCAAGUUCAACACGCUGGAGCAGCUGGUGGCGCACUACCAGCGGGCGCCUAUCUACACCAACAAGCAGGGAGAGAAGCUCUACCUCGUGCGCCCGCUGCCGCGCGCCGCGCAGAACUGCUGAGCGCCCCCCCCCCCCAACAUAUCGAUUGCUAACUGACGGCCUCACUAUAUAACUAUAGUAGCUGAAAACCUAAAGAUACCUCAAUAUAUCAUAGGCUUUAUCUUAUCAUCAUUGACAUGUCAAAAUUAAGUAAUCAAUUUCAAUUUAUAUUUAUUCAAAUUUGUAAAUAAACUUCUGUAAGUAAAGUAAGUUUUGCUAAAAAAAUCCGGUUAACCUGUUACGACACUUUAAUUACGAAAGUUAGCAAUCGAUGUUCAUACAUUACUGUUUCUCAACAAGUUAUAUACAAUUUUGUUUUGUAUAAAUUCCAUUACUUAAUUUUUUUUUUCUAAUAACUAACAGUAAAAAAAUGAGGCCUAAACAUUUUAAGGCUUACCCUUUCAUGUCUUGGUCAGUGAAUUGCACUUAGUUAAAAAAAAUUGGGUAAUGACGUAAUCGAUGAUGAAAACACCAAAUCUCAUCAAUAAGUUUUCAUCGUUGUAAUUUUAGACGAAAAGUGCCGCAUCGAACUCAUAUAUUUUAACCUAACGGCAAUUUGUAGGUAUAGGGGGUAAGGAAUAUUGAACGGACUUAUGCAUCCUAAUCAAGUAAACCAAAUCUAAUUGGGUUUAGGCAAAUUAAUUAGAGUAGACGUCGAACGCACACGUAGUGCCGUUUUGAAGCUUCAACUUCGAGUUACUUUAUACCGACCGACACUCGCGUGAACUGUUAGACUGACUGUCUGUGAAGUGAGAUGACUCAGAAACUAAUUCUUUUGGAGCUAAAUUCAAUGCUAUAUAUUAUUAUAUGACAGUAAUAAAUUUAUAAUUUUGUUUUUAUUUAUGUAGCUAUUGAAUUGAAGUGCUGAUAGUAAAAUAUUAAAUUAAGAUCAAAAAUCUUAAAUAAAUAUAGAAUAGUUACACUUGCUUAAAUUUAAAUAAACACCUCAGACCUAAGAAGAACCGAAUUUUUUAACAUUACACUUUUAUAAGAAGUUUCACUUCUUUCAAUAUAAUUAUGAGGUUGUUUAAAAAUUGUAAAAAUUUAUUUUAAAAUUAAUAUUUAUGAUAGAUAGGUAAUCUGAGCGAGAGUAUCCAUUCACAACAAUUGUUCUAACAGUUUAUGUGAAGCAUCGUCAGAUAUUUUACAUAUAGAAUGUUCUAUAAACGGGGUGUAUACAUCCGGAGUCCCCGAUAAUUAUAUAAUUAUGUAGAAUAAUAAGGCGUUGAUACAACGCCAAAAUAUUAUAAUUAUUACAAUAAUAAACCAAAAACGGCUUCUUCAUUCUCUAUUAUAAAUAAUACAUAAGAGCGAUUUCUAUAUCAUAUUAUUUGAUAAGUAAUGUAGUGUAAUUUUUAAAUGUUUUUUUUUUUAUAUAUAGAUAAACUGUGUUUUAUGUAAUGUACUCAUAGUUCCAUAGUUAGCCUGCGUACACACUGAACAAUUUAUAUUAAAAUAACAAGCAAAUUUACUCCAAGUGUGUACACAGAUUUAGUGUAAUCUAUGAUAAAGUAUGUUCAAUUGCGUUUCCUCCGGACUCAUGUCGUUCUAUUCUAACGUUUUAUUUUAGAAAGGAACGAACGUUAUAGUGAUGUGAUAAGUUCGAAUAAUUUGAUUUCGAAGUCUAUUGGAACUUAAAAAGUCGAUUAUCGUUGAAUAUACGUACGUAAAGACCGAAUAACGAUUACUCGAGUAACUUGGAACUUUAAAUGAAUAAAUGAGUCUUAAAUGACACCAAUAAUUAUUAUUAAAUAUAAGGUACACAUUGUCAUAAUGUAAAUAAAUCGAAUCAGUAAUCGAUUAAUUCGGUCGUAAAUUAAUUCGCAAUCGCGCAUCACUAGAGCGGAUCGCGUCAAUUGUCAGGGAGACGCAAUUGAGCCGGUUUGUCAUACACGUGUUAGUGUAAGCUCAGGUAGUCGAGUGCUUCGUGCGGGCAUGUGAUAUACACUCGUAUGUAAAAAAAUCUAUAUGCAUAUGCAAAUUUGUGAUGUUUGGCAAAUAAGUUAUUAUAAGUCACUCGAUGGGAAUGUCGUUUUGAUACGGGGAUCUUUUUCUACGAUGAUUAAUAGCAAAUAGCAUUUAUAAACACGAAUUUCAUAAUUUAGAUACGAUUCAAGAAUAGAGAAAUAUUUUAUCGACUUGCGUUUAAUAUGAGAACGGUAAAGUGUAAGCGCUCAUUUCCAUACGAUAUUGUCUAUGAUUUGUUCAAAUUUAGCAUCUGUAUUAGACUUGUAUCCGUUAUAAUAUUCUGUCGUCACAAAAAAAACUCAUUAAUUUAAGAAUGUAACGUACUUUAAAUUCGUUUCUCGGCUUUUUUGAAUGGUAUGGUCUUAGAAUGGAAGAAUUUAAUGUAUUUACAACGAACUAGGAUAAUCCCAAAUGAAAAUGUGUCGCGCAAGUUUAAAUUAUACGAAUGUUUUAUUUUAGUAGGUUUUUUUUCUAUUUUUUUAUAAAAAAAUAAUUGCGUAUAUUUCGUUAACAUAUUAUUUGUAAUUGUUAAUUAAUAGAAAUAAUGGUUAGGAAAAUCGAUUUCUGUUCAAGUGAAAUGGAAGGUUUAUCAAUUCUUAUAUUUGAACACGUAUUGUUACAAUAUACAUUUUCUCUUCGUACAAAUAUGAACUGUAUUCAGUCGCAGUAUUGACGAGAAUUGUGCCCUAUAAUAUGAUCAAUUAUUUUAGAAGAUUCUUCUUCGUGUUGAUGAUGAAUCUUCUAAAAUAAUUCGUAUUUAGUUAUUCCUUGCACCUAACGUUUCGAGUUGGUUACAAUUUGUAAUAUGAUGUUAAAUUGCUCAUUAUAUCUUAGUAUGGUAAGUUACUAUUAAAUGAGGAUCAAUUAGAGACACGAAUUAAUCAAAUACUUUGUAUGUAUAUUAUCGUAAAAUUUAAACUAGCGCGUCUGGAUUGAAUCUCGCGGUCCCGCGACGUGACUGUCGCUAGUCAACACGCCGACAUCACAAACGCUUCCAACACCCCCCCCCCCUCACACACAACCACACUGCACACAUAAACACACUCAUGAUGAUAUUCCUUGAAGAAUGCCCUAAUAUGUUGAUAUACUAAACUGCUUAUAACAUCAGAUGUAUUGUUUCACUAAAAUGUCGAUGCCCUUUGUUAUGGUGUUAGACUCUGAAAUCGCGUCACCAGAAAAGGAACAUCGAGAAUUGGUGUCUUCGAAUUUUUGUAUUCAUUGCAAUUACAUAAAUGCCACCCUACAUUAUAAUCACAGUUUCUGUGAUCAUUAUAUAAUCAAAAUAUCCAUUUGUCCUCAAUAACUCGCGUUGAUUUUUUUUAUACUCUUAUUUUAACAAUGCAAUACGACGGCAUAUUUUUUUUAUCUGGAAUGUACACAGAUAAAAUAUUUGUAGCAGAUUUAGUUAUAUUUUCUAUCUGUAAAAUAGAAUCCCUGUAAGUGUUCAUUAUGUUUUAUUAUCUGUGAGGGAAGUUUAUUUGCGUCAGCUUUUGUGUUGUUUUUUUUAAGACAUUUAUUUUCUUUUUAAUUAAUUUCUAUAUCGACUAUGACCUUCAGUAUUUUAUUAUUCUUUUUAUAAUGUUAUUUUAUAGUUUAUUUUUUUAGGUUGUGUCGUUUUCAUUAUCUUUAUAAAAGUCCCUAUGUUACGUUUAAGCUGGGGAAAUGUUCGAUUUUUGUAUAAAGUUGGAAUGAAUAUAAUGUGUAUUCAAAUUAAACAACUAGGAAAUCGGACGCGUUCCCCAUACGAUAAGAAUAAAUCGGAAACUCUGAUUAUUUCGACAAAAAACAUAAAUUUACCAAUAACCAAUAUAUUUAGGUAGUUUUUCAAAUUUUCCAAACGAAUUUAUCGGUUUGACUUUAUCUCGUUGAAGAUAAACCAUACCGAUAUAUAAUUUUAAACCGUCUGAUAAAUUGCCUUUUACGAUUCCAAGUGAAUGUGAUGUUCUCCGAGAGAACCAGUCCACUAUUCCAACGACGCACCGCAAGAAAAAAAAUUUCAAACGAAAUGGGACAAUUUAUUUUUCUACAAAUGUUUCUUUUCAAAGCUGUAACGAAAGCAGCAAAUGUAGACAUUUUGUAUGCGAACGUAGCAUUAUGUUAUCGUACACUGUACAAUUUUAUUAUUUAAAGAAACUUGCAUUUAUUGAAUUUCCAUUUAUAUAUAUAUAUUUUUUUGUACAUUUAGUUUUGGAUAAAAUCAUUCUCAAGACGUCGAAUUCACGACACGCUGAUUUAUAAUGUGAUACGUUUGGGGUAUGACUUGGUUAUUCAAAUUGAACCGCAUUCCUAAAUACUUAUAAUAUAGUAUACAUAUAUAUAAUAAUUAAUUGCUAGUCAGGAUUCGACUACGAGACGGCAUUACAAAGUCAUAUCUCAAACCGGAGGGAUCGUAAGCUACUAGAUCUUUUUGAUAUAUUUAUUACGUUUUAUACUCAAUAUUGUAAUUAGUUUUUAAAUGCGAGACAACUCACGUAAUUUAGAAAUUUAUUAGGAACAAAUAGAUGUAUAGGUAUGUCUUGAGCCGAUGGUCACCAUAGCCGCCAUUGAACGCCGAACGCUCUUCCGGUACACGUUAAUCGCUUAUGAACAUAAAUAAGUCUUCCCAUAGAAAUGAAAUUAUAACAGAAAAUAAACUUGCGGCGGCACAGGAAAAAAAUUAUGUAUUAUUGAGAAUAAUAAUAAAAAUAUAGUGUAAAUUUAUUAUUGUUUGAGUGUGUGGGUUUUGUGUAAAGAUUAUAAAAAAUUAAGUACACAGAUAAAUCGCUAACUUUAUUUUCUAACGCUUUAUAAAGAAACAUUGCCAUAUAAAAAGAAAUUAAUGCCGACUUACAUUCCUACGCUUUUAAUCUGUCUGUAAUAGUUUAAUUUGUAAGUGAUCGUUCUGUGGUACCGUUCGUACCGACCACGCAUACCAACAGUUUGAGACUAAUAUAAAUAUAACAUGACUACUGCUUCGAUAGUAAAUCUAGGUUUAGAUAAUAGAGUGAUUCGGUUUUUAUUUUUAUAUUGCUCAACAAAUUAUAUUUUUUAUUUGUAUGUAACCACGCGUUUGUAUGUUUUCGUGUAUAAUUAUCUGAUGUAACGAGCAUGUUAUGAUACCAAUGUAAGUGCAGUGUAUAAUAUUUAACAUUAUAAUUUAUUUAUUAAUUUGC
Molecule: messenger RNA, 6667 nt
Organism: Nymphalis io (European peacock)
Lineage: Eukaryota; Metazoa; Arthropoda; Insecta; Lepidoptera; Nymphalidae
Gene: dock
Product: cytoplasmic protein NCK1
Exons: 7
Coding region: 369-1568 (399 amino acids)
Molecular function (GO): protein binding
Source: RefSeq, a predicted model, not a curated record